UUUCCGAAGAUCUUGAUAAUUUGUCUAUUCGAAUCUACAAUAAUUUCAUUUCUUUUACUUGAAGUUCAAAUUCGUAGUGUUUUAAUAGGAAUCUUUAUUUCGUAUCUAUUACUUACAAAAUCCACCACAAUAUAGUCAAGUGCCUAUAGAAAAUCUACAAUGUUUUUUGCCAAUGAUGAGGACGUCUUCAUCAAUCCAGAAGUUUUAUAUGCACUGAGACCGAAUCGCGACACGUUCGAAGUAAGUGUACCCACACACACUGAAGAUGGUAUACCUAUCAGAAAGUUAUAUGUUUCCAAUUUACCUCCGAAAACAACUCGCACGGAGCUCUUCGGCCUUUUUGCUCCGUACGGUUUUAUCAAAAGUUGUUGGCUAAGAAUGGAAGACAAAGGCCCAAACCGUGAGCCAGUUUCAACAUAUGCAUUUGUCACAUUUAGUAACCCAGCUGAUGCACACAAGGCAUUAGUGGCACCGGUCCACGAGAAGACGUUACGUGGGAGACGCCUAAAAAUAUCACCGGCCGACAGCUGGCACCAGCCUGUAGAAGAUGCUAAUGGCAAGGUGCGUUGGAAGCCAAGAGGUCAAAACAAUGAAGACGGAAGUACACCAGAAAAUGCAAAUAAUUCAGAUAAUGCAACCAGUUUGCCUGAAACCUCCCAACAGUCAUCUCAACUAGAAACAGAAGAUGCGCAGAGUGAUAGUGAACAAGGCUACAAUAUCUUGGACAUAUUAAACAGAGAUUGCUUGAAUCACAUUCUGACUUAUGUGUCUAUAAGAGACAUCAUCAGGUCAGAGAGGGUCAGCAAAAGAUGGCAGAGUAUGGUGCAAGAAUAUUUAGAUGGUGUACGCGUGUUCAAAACAUCGUGGUGGCAGCAGAGCACACUGCCGCUGACGACUGCGGUGCUGCGUCGCGUGCUGUCGCGACUCGGUGCCGGCCUGCACAAGCUGCACAUAGACCACCACUGGUCUGCGCUCAACGACCGCACAGCUCACACCGUGGGCAAGUUCUGUCCGAACCUCGAUGAGAUUAAGGUUGUUGGAAUGCACACAAAGAACUGGAAUCCCUUGUUGUAUGGUUGCAAACAGCUUAAGAAUCUCUCAUUUAUUUCUUGUAAUAAGAUAACAGAUUCCAGCCUAGUUCAUUUGGUGAAAAACGACUCGUGCUUGGAGAGUUUAACAGUGGCAAACAACAACAAUGUGACCGGGCUAUUUCUCACAAGCUCGAACCCUAGCAAACUCACGUCGUUGGCUUUCUACAACUGCUACAAUCUCCAGGGCGCGGUGCUGUGUGCAGCCAUUGACACAUUGCCAAACAUAACUACACUAAAGUUGGAUGUUUGUCCGACCACCAUGUGGAAAAUUGUGCCGCUCAUACUAGAGAAGCUACCGAAUUUAGAAGAGCUGUCCUUGAGUCAAUAUGUUAUGGCCCUGUGUGGCUUGCCCACAGAUGAAAAUGCACGUUCAAAUCCCAUAGGAGACGAAGCCUUCUGUAAAGCUAUAAGCAAUCUGAAGAAAUUGAAAGUGCUCAAUCUAAGCAGAAAUAUUUACAUUACAAACAGUGUGUUGAAACAAGUAGCACAGUCCUGUCAGGCGUUACAAUCCUUGAAUGUAUCUGCUUGCAAUUCUCAACAAAGAUACGGCACAACAGGUAUCAGCGACGAGGGUAUACUAGCUGUAUGCGGCGGGUGCUCAGCGCUGACUAGUUUAGACGUGUCGUAUCUGGCAGCGCUGACUGACGCUGGAUUGGCGGCGCUGCCCCGUUUACCGCGUCUCCGAAAUCUCGCUGUCUGCAACUGCCCGGCGCUCACCGCAGCCCCUUUAGUCACCGCUGUGCAGCGCUGCCCGCUGCUUGAGGAGGUGGACGCGAGCGGCAGCGGCGGUGUGUCGGAGCGGCUGAUCGAAGCGGCGGUGGCUGCGCUGAACGACCGCCCGCGACUGCUCACCCUGUGGCUCGCCGGUACCGCGGCCGCCAUCCACGACGAUUACGACGACGACAAGCAGGAGCCGCUGCCGACUCACCGGCUGCUGACGGUGGAGCUGUACGAGGACCGCAGCGAGCCGCACCUCGGCCCCAGCCUCGGCGACAGCGAGUGCUCCGAUGACAGCUACGACUUCGAUCCCGAUCUAGAAGCUUACAUCGCCGAUCCCUUCUACUCGGAUGACGACUUCGAAGACGAAUUAGACAUCCUGGAACAAUUCGAGUAUCACAUGCCUAACUUUGUUUUUCUUCCCUAAAUAUGCAUUAUAUAUGUAACAGUUUUGCUACGUUAGCUUCCUUAAAAUUAUUACUUCAGUAUAGGUGAAGUGUGAUCAAAAGAAUGUCUGUAUUUUUAUUUGUUUUUCGAACAUUUUAGUGAACUUACUGUUAAAGCUUUGUAUGUAUAUACAUUUUAGUUACCUAUGUCUCUUUGUUUUUACCUGAUAUAAACACAAACUGUAUCUAUUAUUUUGAACGCUCAUAAAUUGUGUCACUGUUUGCUUUACUUAAUCCACAGUAUUUAAAUUUAUUAUUUAUUACAAUUUCUUAAACACAGUAAAUUUACAAGUUAAUUAAUAACAUAAUUACGUUAAAUUUUACGGUGGUCAAUAAUACUGAUUGAAUUUACUUGUAUUUUGAGUUGAUUCUCCAAAUAAUCGUGUCAUAUCAAUACUUUUUUUGCUGUUUCUUGUCUCAUAGAGGAAAAAUAUUUGUUUAAAAGUCUUAACCGAUGUGUUUCAAUCAUCUGUGAUGAAAAUAAGUUAUACUGUAUAGACUUAGAAGUUCAUGAGCAAUUUAAAACAAGUUAUAAUAUCUGUGAUCAUAAUAUAUUUGCAUUAUAUUCAUUGGAUUCCACGAGUGUAUUAAUACUGCUACUGUUACAUAUUUGUUAAUAAUAAUAAUAGAUUAAACAAGUCUGAAAUAUUGUGAUAACUACGAGAUAGAAUAUUAAUUGCUGUUUCUAAAUACGACUAUAGUCACGACCUUUAGGCAAGCGAAUGCAGGAAAGCGAAACGAAAGGGAAUCAUACAAACCUUGUGUCCAUUUGAAGUUUUUUGCCUUGUCUCACGGUUUAGACUGUAGUCAAUGUUGAACUAGGUGCUUGUGUUGUUGGUUCGCAUUUCAAUUCACAUUCAAAAUAUGGAUUGUAGGAAAAUUAUCUAUUUUUGGAUAGCUAGCUAACACUUUUUGUUUAAAGUAGCACGAAAUCUGUAAGCCCAUCAAAAGAAAACAUUUUGUGAGGUAGCAUUAAUUUCUUCUGGGUUGUGAAGAGUUAAGUUAAAUGUCCAAAGCCACACUUUUAUUCCUAAAAAUCUAUACAAUAAUUAUAUUCCUAAAAAUCCAUAGAAUAAUUCUAUUCUUUUAACUUUUCAGAAAGGUCAUCUCAUGUUUUUGUUUCAUUGUACAUAUUAAUAUUUAAUAAUAUAUAUAUUUUUAAAUUUGAUUAUUAUCAAGUCUUAAUUUCGAAUCAAUGCCUGUGAUUGUUAUUGUUCUUGUCAUGACUUUUCAUUUGUUACUAUAAAAAGUAAGAUUAUUAAUUUGAUAUCUAAUCAACAAUUAUUGACUUUCACAGGACUUGUCAAAGUUGGGACAACUAAACAAUUUUCUUUUACCCCUUUUUUUAUAAACAGAAAUAUAUUUUAUCAAUUGAAGAAAGUUGAGGACAGAAGUAAAGCUCAACGUAACGAAUAGAGCAGUGAUAAUUAAGAAUGGAUACAUAUUUUUAUUUCAAGUGAUUUGCACUUAUUAUAAAUCAGUAAUUUCUGUUUGAUAAGAAUUUACUUGAAGUCAAUGAAUCAAUGUAAUUUAUAUUUUUUAUACACAUUUUUAAUGGAAUAGUUUUUAGUUUAUACAACUUAUAUGUCAGGCUGGCAUGGUGAGGUUUUGAGUUGUGUUAAUUCCUCUGACCCAUAAAGAAAGUUACUUAAAUUUAUAUUCUUUCAUAGGUGCAUCAUGAUUAUCAUGAUUAUGACUGGACAUACAAUCUUAGUAUGGAUUGCUCGGAAAUUGUAUGAUGUGAGUUGUGACAAAUGUCUCUGUACAACUAUAGUAUAACUCCUGAAACUUUACAGUCAUAGUCAUGUAUGAUCGAAACGCACAUUGACUUGUUGAAUAUUCACACAAGCAGAAUUUCAUAAUAUACUUGGAUGUUUCUAAAUACAG
This is a messenger RNA of Aricia agestis (brown argus), 4141 nucleotides long. RefSeq lists its product as uncharacterized. Gene Ontology annotation, biological process: SCF-dependent proteasomal ubiquitin-dependent protein catabolic process. Gene Ontology annotation, molecular function: RNA binding; protein binding. The coding region runs from base 160 to 2235 and encodes 691 amino acids. Lineage: Eukaryota; Metazoa; Arthropoda; Insecta; Lepidoptera; Lycaenidae. Gene Ontology annotation, cellular component: SCF ubiquitin ligase complex. The transcript has 13 exons. The record is from RefSeq and is a predicted model, not a curated record.